CGGUGGGCGUGAUCCGGGCACUUAGGGCAGGAUGAACGCUGCUUUCCAAGAUGGCGACGGAGGGAGGAGGGAAGGAGAUGAACGAGAUUAAGACCCAAUUCACCACUCGGGAAGGUCUGUACAAGCUGCUGCCGCACUCGGAGUACAGCCGGCCCAACCGGGUGCCCUUCAACUCGCAGGGAUCCAACCCCGUCCGCGUCUCCUUCGUAAACCUCAACGACCAGUCUGGCAACGGCGACCGCCUCUGCUUCAAUGUGGGCCGGGAGCUCUACUUCUAUAUCUACAAGGGGGUCCGCAAGACAAUCCAUGAGGUUGGUAGAACAGAGAUUCUCAUCUCCGUUUUAACUGAGGCUGCUGACUUGAGUAAACCAAUAGAUAAAAGGAUAUACAAAGGAACACAGCCUACUUGUCAUGACUUCAACCACCUAACAGCCACAGCAGAAAGUGUCUCUCUCCUAGUGGGCUUUUCCGCAGGCCAAGUCCAGCUUAUAGAUCCAAUCAAAAAAGAAACUAGCAAACUAUUUAAUGAGGAAAGACUAAUAGACAAGUCACGCGUAACCUGUGUCAAAUGGGUUCCCGGUUCGGAAAGCCUUUUCCUAGUAGCCCACGCCAGUGGGAACAUGUACUUGUAUAAUGUGGAGCACACUUGUGGUACCACAGCCCCCCACUACCAGCUUCUGAAGCAGGGCGAGAGCUUUGCCGUGCACACUUGCAAGAGCAAAUCCACGAGGAACCCUCUCCUUAAGUGGACGGUGGGCGAGGGGGCCCUCAACGAGUUUGCUUUCUCCCCAGACGGCAAGUUCUUGGCGUGUGUGAGCCAGGACGGGUUCCUGCGGGUGUUCAACUUCGACUCGGUGGAGUUGCACGGCACGAUGAAGAGCUACUUCGGGGGCCUGCUGUGUGUGUGCUGGAGCCCGGACGGCAAGUACAUCGUGACGGGGGGCGAGGACGACCUGGUGACGGUCUGGUCUUUCGUAGACUGCCGAGUGAUAGCUAGAGGCCACGGGCACAAAUCCUGGGUCAGUGUUGUGGCGUUUGACCCCUAUACCACUAGCGUGGAAGAGAGCGACCCCAUGGAGUUUAGUGGCAGCGAUGAGGACUUCCAGGACCUCCUCCAUUUCGGCAGAGAUCGAGCCAAUAGCACGCAGUCCAGGCUGUCGAAACGGAACUCGGCCGAGAGCCGCCCCGUCAGCGUCACGUACCGGUUCGGCUCCGUGGGCCAGGACACGCAGCUCUGCCUCUGGGACCUCACGGAAGACAUCCUUUUCCCCCACCAGCCGCUCUCGAGAGCAAGGACACACACAAAUGUCAUGAACGCCACGAGCCCUCCCGCCGGCAGCACUGGGAACAGCGUCACGACGCCCGGCAACUCCGCGCCCCCGCCCCUGCCCCGCUCCAACAGCCUCCCGCAUUCCACCGUCUCCAGCGCCGGCAGCAAGAGCAGCGUGGCCGACGGGGCCAUCGCUUCCGGGGUCAGCAAAUUCGCGACACUCUCCCUGCACGACCGGAAGGACAGGCACCAUGAGAAAGACCACAAGCGAAACCAUAGCAUGGGACACAUUUCCAGCAAGAGCAGCGACAAACUGAACCUGGUUACUAAAACCAAAACGGACCCCGCUAAAACCCUGGGGACGCCCCUGUGUCCUCGGAUGGAAGACGUUCCCUUGUUAGAGCCGCUCAUCUGUAAAAAGAUAGCACACGAAAGACUGACUGUGUUAAUUUUUCUUGAAGACUGUCUAGUCACUGCUUGUCAGGAGGGAUUUAUUUGCACAUGGGGAAGGCCUGGUAAAGUGGUGUGGGUGCGACCCCGGGGUGUCCGCACAAGUGCAGUGGGUGAAAACACAGCCGCGGUUGCGUGGAGUUCAAGGCUCAUCGUGGGUCCACGAGUCACCGACGGAAGCAUUUUUGGGGGCAGCGUAAGCGUGUUCACAGAGCCGAAAAGCUGUAGCUUCAGCGUUGCCCUCUUGUGACCUGAAACUUCUCCGCGACGGUCGCCCGCCAGCCCGUGACGGAACUCCGUGAUGAGCACACACGCUCACCCACGCCCACGGGCUUAUUGUCAUCCCAAAACCAGGCCAGCUCUCCAGGUGGAACUGUAGUAUAGUGACCCACGCGGUCCUGAGGGAGCGACGGACGGAGGCGGGAGCCCCGGGCGCGGACACUCGCGGAGGCAGCUGUCACCCGGAGUCGUGGGAAGACCCUCGGGGCCCGCUCGAAACCGCCUUCUCUGCCACUCACCCAAAGAAGCCGUUGCCAUUUUUAAAUCGUUCUUGUGGGGCUGCAGUAAAAAAUAAGAAAUGGGAUUUUCUUGCUUUUUACUCGAAAGUUCAAUGUAAUUAAAAUCUCAUAUAUAUAUGUGUGUGUGUGUGUAUAUAUCCAUACAUAUAUAUAUAUAUAUUUAGUAUAUACAUACAUACAUAGUGUAAAAUGUUUCUUGGACAAGAAAUCCCCUUAAACUCAACUCUUACAAAUAGCACUUCACUCUGGUUUUGCACUGAUGUCUUUAUACUUAGGUGGUCAGGAGGCAACCCGGAGGGCACUCGUGAAAGUUGUCACCUUCUGACGGGAAUCUGCCAUUCAGGACGGUGGAUGCUGCGAUCUGAGAUCUUCACGAGUCGUUUGCACUUAAAAUAGUUCACUGCUGUUAGGAAAUGACUUUAAAUAUGGGUCUUACGGACUCACGGCCCUCCAGGGUGUAUAGAUGCUUUUUAAUCUUAACAUUUAUUUUAAUACUGUUGUUUCCAGUGUAGUCUGGCUCUGUAUUAUAUGUACAAAUAAUGGAAUUCUUCUGGGGGACGUGGUUACUUCACCAGUAAUUUUCAUCAAUUUAAGAGUGAUAUUUCUAAUUCAUGAAAAAAAUAUUAAUAUUAAAACUAUCUUGAAUACA
Lynx canadensis (Canada lynx) is the source of this 2887-nucleotide messenger RNA. RefSeq names its product WD repeat domain 20 (gene WDR20). The record is from RefSeq and is a predicted model, not a curated record. NCBI's taxonomy places the organism in Eukaryota, Metazoa, Chordata, Mammalia, Carnivora, Felidae. The coding region runs from base 51 to 1970 and encodes 639 amino acids. Gene Ontology annotation, molecular function: protein binding. The transcript has 6 exons.